AAAGUCAAUGAAACGUUAAAAUAAGCGAGUCAAAUACAUAACCUUGGUGUAAUCAACAAACUGCAUUUUUUUGUAUCAUUAUUUACUCUGACGUAUUUAAUUAGUCAUAUUCAUGCUUAUUUUGAAUACACUUUCCAUUCUACUUCAAGUGGCAUUCAUAGUGUGCAUGACCUUAGUGUCUAUGAACAUUCUUCGAUAUUUUACUGGACCUCUUCGAAAAAUGUCUGUGAUCGCUCCAGCGCUGUUCGUGAACCACGGUGGGGGACCUUUACCACUUCUCGGGGACAAGGACCAUGCAGAACUCACGAAACAUUUGCGUGACGAUGUGAAAAAGUACCUAGAUUUGUCUACCACAAAGGCCAUCAUUCUUGUUACUGCCCAUUGGGAAGAAGAGAGUGUGACUAUAUCUUCAGGUAAAAAACACAGUUUAUACUUCGAUUAUUACGGUUUCCCAGCCGAAUCGUACAAAUACAAGUACGAUGCUCCUGGUGACCCACACUUAGCUGCUCGUAUUCAAGCAGCGUUACAAAAAUCCAACAUAAAGUCCAAACUUGAUCCAGUUAGAGGCUGGGACCAUGGAGUUUUCGUUCCUAUGAUGCUUAUAAACCCUUCGGCAGACAUUCCUAUAAUACAAGUGUCCGUACUGAGCAGCCAGGAUCCUGAAGAACAUUAUAAAUUGGGGGAAGUCUUAUAUCAGUUCCGGAAAGAAGGCGUGGCUGUGAUGGGUUCCGGUAUGUCUUACCAUAACAUGAGAGAAUUUAUGUACGGACGCCACGGGAAAGUUGUGAACGAAGAGUUCGAUCAGUAUUUGUAUAAAGUUUGUACAGCCGAGGAUGAGGUGAAGAGAAAAGAGGGACUUAUAUCGUGGCGUGAUCAACCUGGAGCGACUCAUCCGGUGCAAGCUGCGGAACAUUUCAUGCCGUUGAUCGUAGUGGCAGGGGCGGGUGGGCCUAAAGCUGGUACGAGGGUCUUUAAGUGGGAUAUGAGCAAUUCGUUCAGGUUGAGUGGUUACGUCUGGAAGGAAUAGGUAGGAUUUUAAGACACUAUUCACAAAUAGCUUUAAGAUGUAUUAUUAUGCAGAAACGUUGAAGUACAUUUAAAAAUAUUAUUUGCAUUCUAUUAAUUUUUUACAAACGUUUUGGUGUUUAUGACAUGUUGAUACCAUAAAUUAGAGAAUCGAAUUGUUAGACUAAUUGAGAAAUAAACGUCCAACUAUACUCACAAACGCACCAGUAAGAUAAUGUUUAUUUAUUUAUUAGGUAUAUCAACAGCUUACUGAUUUAUUAAUAACUUAAUACUAUGGAAAGCCAAUGUUAUUUAAAUAGAACCGAAAAAUCGUUUGUGUUUGAGUCACACCUUUUUGUGUAACACUGUUGUCUGUUACCCAUUGGUAAAAAAAUACCGAUUUGUAACACUGUUACUCAAUGCCACAUUUUUUUCCCAUUGAGUGACAGUGUUUGUUUCAUGAAAUGCCGAAGGCAAAUUAGCUUCUUGUUCAAUUGAUAUUUCGACUAUGAUUGUUGCAAUAGGGUGACCAUCAUAAAACACAUGUUGGACAAUACAAUGGGUAAAUUAGCCACACAGCAGUUUUCUGUUGGAGGAGUUUUUGAUUGUUUUAAACUUUCAUGGUCACUAACAUUAGAAUAAUUAUUUUUUAAGGGAAAAUAAUUAUUCAAAUUUUGUUAUGGAAAAUCUUAUGUGAAUUAUGGUAACUAUUAUAAUUUAUUCAUGGUGUUGAAUCAUACAAUGAAUUGCAACAAGGUUGUGGGUUUUCCUCACAUUAAUCAUUUAUCUAUGUAUUGUUGUUGUUUAAGAGUUGGUUAGUAAUAAGGGAUAAAUAAAUUAUUUUUACAUUGCCAUGAAAA
Messenger RNA from Ostrinia furnacalis (Asian corn borer), 1865 nucleotides. Its product is annotated as 4,5-DOPA dioxygenase extradiol-like. Bases 113 to 1027 code for a protein of 304 amino acids. The record is from RefSeq and is a predicted model, not a curated record. The transcript has a single exon. Gene Ontology annotation, molecular function: ferrous iron binding; dioxygenase activity; zinc ion binding. NCBI's taxonomy places the organism in Eukaryota, Metazoa, Arthropoda, Insecta, Lepidoptera, Crambidae.